AUGAAGCUACAAUUUUGCCGGGCCCUCGAGCUGAUUCCCUUGUUUCAACUGCAGUCACCAUAUCUCUCAGACUUUAUCGCACGAUCUACGCAAAUCGCCAUCCCAGAGCUUCCUUCCCAUCUUGCGACACUUCCCCGAUCAUGGCCUUUCCCCCGAGGUGACCUCUAUCACUGGAUCGGGGUGCUGAACCGUUUCGAUGAGAUCCUAGCCGCCGUGAUCGAUCGAUACGGUCUGAACUCGGGUCCGCAGACGAAGCCCUUCGGUCGGUCAUUUCUGGCCGAUUCCUAUGCGAAUGAAGCAAGUGGGCCAACGCGGGAAGACAUUGAUGCCAAGCUUGAUGCUCUCGGCUAUGGACCGGAAGGAGACAGAGAGCUUCUGGAGGCCAUCCUGAGCUUCUCUCAGCUCCUUCAGGAAAAGUGUGGCAACCGCAGUCUAUACAGCAGUAGCGAACGUCUGAAUGACCUUUUGAACACGACCUCGAAUUCGCUUCUGCUGAUUACGCUGCGUCUUGCCCUAUCUCUGGCCCAGAGAUAUCAUGCUCGGCAGCGGAACGCUAGUCCUAAUCACAUUCAACAGAGUUUGCUGGCAGCCCACUACAAUAUCGACUUAGAAAGGGUCCAGAAACUCGCUUCGCCCUUCCCGCGACCCACGGUCAUUACGAAGCCGCCUGUUGCUCCGUCUUCUCCAGCGGUCUUGACAAAGGGAAAGGAGAAAGCAGUCCCGACGAAGCAUGAUGCGAAUGACAUGAUCUCGCUGCUGCGAGAGAGCGAUGGCUGGGAGGAAUGGGGCAACGUUCGUGCUGUAUACUAUCCUUCGGGCUCUUCCGAUCAGGGAAGGACUGCGCCCGAAGGUGCAGCAACCGAGCAGAGCCAGCAGGCUCCGGCGACCCCGACGCCCUUACGCCGAAGUGCGACUCUUCCCACCCCGCGGUUCAGCCGCGGAUCAAGCACGGAGGAAUCGCCUGGGGUGUAUGGCAGCACUCCUUUAGGGAAGCCUGAGGAGACGGGGCGUGGUUCGAAGGUUGUUGAGAUUCCGUCCAUCAAGGUUUCUUCGUCGAAAGUCGAAGAUCUCUUGGAAUCGAAAUUGACGGAAGUACCAAAUGAGUCGAAGUACGACUUCCUUCACCGGGUUCGUAUGGCACGAGCUCUGGUGAGCUCUCCUAGUCGAGAACAACUUCUUGCGAUUCGGAUCCUCGCGAUCACGAAUCUGGCUUACGUCUAUCCUGAAGCCGUUUUUCAGCAGAAAAUUCUCCAACACGACACGGAUCAACCUAAACGUCUUCAACUUGUUUAUCAGCUCGCAGAACUGGUCCACCUAGGCGCCAGUGGAGACCUCGCAGCUUCUCGGACCACGCAGACGCUUGCCCUGAAUGCACUUGACGCGCUCUCGAAACACAAAUCGAGAUCUAUCGAUGUUUGCGCGGCCCUGAAUGUUAAUGUCAACCACGGCAUUCUUAUGUUCCUGACUCGAAAAGCGAUCACCGAACUCGGGGGUGAAGAUGUCGAUGGGGACGAUUCCGGGCAAGAUGAGUGGCGAGACGCAUUGUUCGCGUUGCUGAGGACGAUCCCAAGCGCAGGCUCGAGGACUCCCGAGACUCUUGUCGCCGCCGGCUUGAUUCCGAUGUUUGUCGAUAUUCUCAAUCUUCGGACCGAAAAGGCUCGUCGCGUCUACCCUCGCGUUCUAGAAUUACUCGACACUUUUGUUCACUCCGUCAGAGACGCCCUUGGCACCCUUGCCAGUGCCAGAGGCUUUGAUGCAAUUUCGGACCUGAUUGGAUUCGAGACCAAGUCCGCUUUUGAGAAUGUAUCCCGGGGAGCCGGGAUUCCCCCUGAGUUCCGGACGCCCUCGGUCGACUACGAGGUCUCGUACUUCCAGCAACAAUCUCUUCGAUGGCUCUUCAGAUUCGUCAACCAUAUCAUGCAACAUAGUGGUGGCGGGUUUGAUCGCUUAUUGCGGAAUUUGAUAGACUCUCCACCGUUGCUGACGGCCCUCCGUCUGGUGUUCGAGAACGCACGCGUUUUUGGUGCGCACGUUUGGAGUGGAGCUGUCAACAUUCUCAGUAGCUUCAUCCAUAAUGAGCCGACUAGCUACGCCGUUAUCGCAGAGGCGGGCCUCAGUAAGAGUCUCUUGGAAGCAAUUGUGCUUAGGGAUUUGAGCGUUCCAGAACAUCCAGAACCGUCAGCGACCGGCGAUCAAGCUCUUUCCUCGUCUCGACCUGUCUCCACGACCUCGGGAGAGUGGUCCCAGGAAGAGACCAGGACUCCGGAGUACCAUCUUAUUAGACCCGAUGCCAAGCCGUUGGCUCGUGGAAUCUUGCCAGCGACCGAAGCUAUGUCCUGCAUCCCGCAAGCUUUCGGUGCCAUUUGUUUGAAUUCGACUGGGCUGGAACUUUUCCAAGCUUCGGGCGCUCUGGAGAGCUAUUUCGAAAUCUUCGAGAGCCCUGAGCACGUCAAAUGCAUGAAGGACGAUGCCAACCUUGUGCGCUCGCUGGGAACAACUUUUGACGAGCUGGUUAGGCAUCAUCCAGCCCUAAAACAGUCAGUGAUGACCGCUGUCAUGGUCAUGGUUGCUCGCGUUGGCCUUUUGUGCAAGAGGAAAGCUUGGGAGCAUGGAGCAGGUGCUAAGCUGUGGACUCAGGAUAAAGAGGGAAAGCAGUCUGUGGUUGGAGGUACCUCUUCUCUGCUCGGAGAGCUUGGCGUUCCGUUUGAAAAAUCAAUCGAAAGCAGCGGACAGUUUACUACUCCGGAGUUCAACGACGCUACUCUUCCUAAUGGCGGCAAGAUGAUAGUCGGUGAUGUGAACCGGCUCGGUUUACCAGAAAAUGGGCCCAUGGAAGCGAAGGACCAAGACAGUCACGGACUUACGGUCGCUAAUUACCUGUACCCCGUUCUACGAUUCCUGGGGGCUUUCUUUGAAAACCAAGCCAAUUGCACCUACUUCAUCGAAUCCGGCGGCGUCGAAUUGGUGUUGGACUUUGCCACUCUUCCCAGUCUCCCGUUCGAUUUCCGGAACAGUGAGGCGAAUCACGAGCUCACUCAAUUGGUGCAUAUGAUGGCAGAGACGAAGCCGCACCUCGUCCUGCCGUCUCUUGUCAAGCGAGCGCAAAGUGCCAUUGAUAGUAUUGCCGAUUUUUGGAUGGAAUCGAAACCAAAUGGCUUCUUCACCUCGCUGACAAGGCCAGAGUCCGAAGCUAGCGCUGCGGACGGAGACGGUGGUGACAAUGUUGAAGUCGCAAAGUCUCGUGGGACUUAUUUUGCGAAGCAUCUGGUGGCUGUUCAUAUCCUCACGGACAUUCUUCGUGAGGUUUACACUCCACCUAUGUACCAGACCCGUCCCAGCCAGCAGACUUCAGCGUUUACUCAAGUGAAUUUAGCCGACCGGUAUUCCUCCCUUGUUACGGCUCUGGGACAUCUGCAUGCCGCUUGUGUGUGGGAAGAGAUACUCCUUCAGAAGAAUAUCCCGGAGCGCUGGAUCGAAGCCAUGAAGGUGAGGGGAUACGAUACGGGCAAUGAACAGGCCAACGACGCCGCUGGAGUCUUGAACACCGAUGAGGCCUCGAAUGCUGCUGCGAAUGAAGAUGCCAACGCUGCGCGCUCCCCAGAAGGCACCCAGGCCCAAGGUGGUGAUGCUUCAGGUCUUCCUAAGCCUUCGACGGCUAGGGUGAGUGAAGACGGUGCUGCAUUCAAGAACGCGCAAACUCUUCGUUAUCUCUUGAGCUCUCUGCCUUCUUCAAUCACGGGCUUCUUCCACCUGCUUGGGCAUGGGAUCAUUGGAAAACGGCGGAUCGAUAGUUAUCAACGACAGAAUGCGUUCAUGGUAGCGGAUUCGAUUGCCAGUGUUGUGCUUCGUCAACUCCAGCUGGGUGCUCCAAACAGGAGCCCUAAUAUGAAGGAUCGGCUUUCCUACCUCAUUAACGGAUUGAAAGUGAUGAAAGGUCUUUGCGAUAUCUUCCUGCGCGAGAUUAAGGCUCUGGUUCCUCAAGUUGGGCAGCUUAACGAUCCAGAGCAAUCUGCCCGACUUGCGUCCGCAUACGGAGGAGUCAAGAUCAUUUUGACCUUCUUUGCUGAAAUCACAUCUGCGAGAUACAUCAUGCAAUCGAAUCAGACACAGGCUUUGGCUGGAACCGAAAGAGAGCGCGAUCGUCCAGAUUACUUCCAUCCAGCUCAAUUCUUAGUGGAUCUUCGGAUGGAGGUCCUUCCAAUGGUCAGAGAGUUGUGGAGUUCCGAUUUUGUCGACCAUGCUUCCAGUUCUAUCGUCAAAUGUCUGGUGGACAUCCUCCGCUCGAUUCUCGAAGGGGAGAACGAGACUGGGGCUGCUCGACAAUCUGACCCUCCCCAGUUUUUGGCAGAUCCUUCGAAGAAAGUAUUCACGAUCAACAGGGAACGGAUGGCCACGCUGCGCGAGAAAGGCUUCGACAAGGAUCUUGUGCGAGAAGCUCUUUAUCGUUGCAACAAUGUCCUUGCUGCCGCUGAGGAAUAUUGUAAAGCGCAGAAUUGGCUGCGGCCUCCGGCCAGACUCCCGCCGCCGGCAUACGACAUUUCCGGAACCGCUCCGGGAGAUUCCUCAGAGGACACCCCUGUGGGGGAUGCUCCUCCAUUUGCUGGUGGUCUUUUGGAUCAUUCCUCUCUUGCAAUGCUUCUUGCUCAAGCUUCAGGUCGUUCUGCCGAAGAUGGGUCUGAUUCACAGCAGGGCCAGAACAGAGAAGAUGAUUCUGGCAACCGCGCGGAGUUCCUUGCUCGAGCCUUGAACCACAUUCUUAAUGACCAGGAAAAUCUUAUGAGUGACACUGUCGAAGAGCACUCCUCCGAGAAUCGUGGGAAUCCGUCAACCGACCCUGCAUCGCAGUCUUCGGAACAACAGCCUAGAAGACGAGAAGUUACCACGAUUGAGGAUCUCGACGCUGAGCGUGACAAUAUAAGGUCCAACCUGAUAGAACGUUGCUUGGAUGUUCUCAAUGUCCAUCAUGAUGUCACAUUCGAUCUGGCAGACCUGAUCGCUGCUGCCACGAGGAAGCAUCGCGAUCCUGACGGUUUCCGGAAAGAGGCUGGAGAGACGCUCGUCCAGUCGCUGGUUUCCUUGCAGACGGAAGGGGAUCUCCGGCCUUCUGGCAAGAAGAUCGCCGCCUAUGCCAAUCUUCUUGCGCUGAUACUUCAAGAUAAGGAUAUCUAUUCCGCAACGUUGUUGUCAGACGACGCUCAGCCGCCUCAGAUCCGUUGGAAUCCCCCUAGUUUUGACGAGCCUGACGUCAAUGAGGAGCCGGCACAACUUGAGGAGCCUCUCAUUUCAUAUGGCGAGAAGACGCAGCUAUUCGAAUCUCUUUUGGAGAUCCUUCCACGCAUAGGGAAGGAUGACUCGCUCGCCCUAUCCGUGUGUCGAAUUCUCGUCAUUCUCACCCGGAAUCGAACUAUUGCGGUGCGCAUGGGGGAGAAGCGAAAUUUGCAACGUCUCUUCGUCAUGGUGAAGCAGCUUUCGAGCUCCACGAACGAGAAAUUGCAAAGUUCGUUCAUGCUCAUACUCAGACACAUUGUGGAAGACGAAGAGACUAUUCGACAAAUAAUGAGGAGUGAGAUUGUUGCCAACUUCGAGUCCAGGUCCUCUCGGCAGACGGAUACCACAGGAUACGUUCGGCAAAUGUAUCACUUGGUUCUGAGGUCACCAGAACUAUUUGUGGAGGUUACAAACGAAAAGCUCAAGCUUCAGCGAUAUGACUCCCAUCAACGACCACAGGUCCUCACCUUGAAGACAGACAAGGCCGACACCUCCAAAGAUGGUGAUGCCCACAAAGAUAAGGCUGAAGAGCCAGGCGAAACUACUGCGCCGACAGAGCACAAAGAAAAGGGCAAAGCAGUAGAGCUUAAACCACCUGUUGUCGAGCAUCCAGAUGGUGUCAUUCAUUAUCUGCUUUCGGAAUUGCUGUCCUACAAGGAUGUUGAUGACAAAGAGCCCGCGCCGGAAAGCGCCGAACCGUCGGGGGCUGAUCGGUCAGAAUCACAAACUGAUGUCGAAAUGUCUAAUGGCGAACCCUCUCCGUCGUCUUCCAGUGCGGAUCUAACGGCAGCACGAAGCUCCAAGAAACCGGAGAAGGCGACAUUCAAAGCCGAUGAACAUCCUAUCUACAUCUAUCGUUGCUUCCUCCUCCAGUGCCUAACGGAACUUCUGUCAUCAUACAAUCGUACCAAGGUUGAGUUCAUUAACUUCUCACGCAAAGCUGACCCUAUGGCGACUACGCCAUCGAAACCACGAUCGGGCGUCCUGAACUAUCUCCUGAACGUCCUCAUCCCUGUCGGUACAUUAGAGCAUGAUGAGUCUGUGGCAUUUAAGAAGCGCAGCAACACGUCCGCCUGGGCAAUGCGAGUGAUAGUCGCGUUGUGUACGAGGACUGGGGAAUUUGGCGGAAACAACAGGCGACGUAAUACGGAGGAUGAAGAAGAGGAACCUGAGUUGCUCUUCGUGCGGCGAUUUGUUCUUGAACAUGCGUUGAAAUCAUAUCGGGACGCAAUGGCCUCUAAUGAGCCACUGGAUGUCAAAUAUUCACGCUUAAUGUGCCUGGCUGAUCUGUUUGACAAGAUGCUUAGUGGAUACACAUACGCAAGUGGCGACAACACUUUCCCUUCGUCCACUAAGCAGCUUGCCAAGACCAUGUUCGAGAAACAUUUUAUCUCCGCUCUGACUGCUUCCAUCGCCGAUAUCGAUCUGAAUUUCCCUGCGUCCAAGAGGGUGAUCAAAUACAUCCUUCGUCCUUUGAAUAAGCUUACGCAGACUGCUGUCAUUUUGAGUGAGACCUCGAGUAUAUCUGCACCUGGUGAAACGGAGGAGGACGAAAUCUCAUCAGCCACAUCUGUUUCAGACAUGGAUGAUGAUCGUGAAGAGACUCCUGAUCUUUUCAGGCAUUCCACUUUGGGUAUGCUAGAGCCUAGCCACGAGGAGGAAACCAGCGAAGAGGAAUCCGAGGAGGAUGAUGAAUUGUACGACGAUGAAUACGGGGAAGAAAUGGAUUAUGAAGAGGAUAUGCCUGAAGAUGAUGGAGAGGUCGUCAGUGAUGAAGACGAGGACAUUGAAGGGCCAGGCCCUAUUGAGGGUUUGCCUGGAGACACUGGCAUGGAUAUCGAAGUUCUCAUCGACGAAGAUGAGGAUGACGAUGAGGAUGACGACGAGGAAGAUGAGGAUGACGAUGAGGAUGACGAUAUCGAUGCCGACGACGAGGUGAUGGCUGGAGAGAUUACCGGUGACCAUGACAACGACAGCCUGGCAGAAGGUGAUGAUGACGAAUGGGAGAGCGAAGAGAUGUCUGAGGACAACGAAGAAGCGGAAAUGUUGAAUCAAUUCGAGAACGAACUCGAAGACAUCAGACAGGCAGAUCAACACGGUGAUAGCCAGCGCUUUGACGAUCUUUUCCGUGUACUUCAUGAGGCCGCUGGUGGAGUCGAAGAUUUCCGGGGCAAUGAUGUUCAAGACGACAUGGUAGACGAUGAGAUUAACGAAGAUGAAGAUGAAGAGGAGGAAGGUGACGAACUGGAGGAAGAACUUGACGACCUGGAUGAAGACCAAGGGUCUUAUGAGGACUAUGAUGAUGAAGAUAUCGAACACUGGGGAUGGGAAGGUGAGGAACCUCCAGUUCCUCGACACCAUCACCACCAUCACCAUCAUCGCUACCGCGGAAUGCAGCCAACAUGGACUACCUUCCCCGAAGGAAUGUCCAAUCGUCAUGGCAUAAUACCGAUACCUCCUUACCGUUCGCAUCGCGGUCAAAUUACUUCUCGCAAUACUGAUGACGGCACCAAUCCCCUCCUGAUAAGAAGCGAUCGGGGUCCUGAGGUACCUGGGCAGGCCCGUGGCGCUGGAACCGAGGCGUUUACGGACUGGGUUCACAGUGUUGAUCCCGCCUCAACCGGACGCCUAGUCUCCAUGGACAGCCCUGUCAGUUUCAUGAACGCCAUAAUGCAGGCUAUCGGGGGCCAAGGGGGUCCAGGGUUCGGCGUGAUCACACGCCCCGAUGGCAUCCAUGUUCAUGUCGAUCGACGUGCCAUCCCCGACAACCGCAUCCAAGAUAUUUUCGGAUUAGGCCGGCAGCAAACCGCCCCUACCCGAUCUCGUGACGACCCGUCUCAAGCGGUCAGCUUCGCACUGGCAACGACCACGACCCGGUGGCAAGAGGAAGCCCGCAUCCUCUUCAGUAGUAACUACAUAGAGAAGACUCAACGCGUUGUCAACUCCCUGCUGCGUGUCCUUGUUCCUCCUGCCAUCGAAGAAGAAAAGAGGAGACAGAAGGAGUUAGAGGAAGAGCGUAAACGCCGCGAAGAAGAGAGGGCUGAAAAAGAACGGCAAGAGCGUCUCGCCAAAGAGGAAGAAGAAAGGGAGAAGAAGCGCAAGGAAGAGGAGGAAGCUGCGCGACGCCAGCAAGAACUGGAGAGUCAAGCAGAACAGCAGGCUUCGGCAGCGGAGGCAGAUGAAGCUGGGGAACCAAUGGACGAUGUCCAGGCCACUGAAGGGGGUGCCGAAGUGGCUGCUCCUACCACCGAAGGUCCCGAAGCUGGCCCUUCAGAACCACCUCGCCGUGUUCAUACUACGAUUAGGGGUCGUCAAAUUGAUAUUACCGGCAUGGAAAUUGAUCCGGAGUACCUGGAGGCGCUGCCGGAAGAUCUCAGGGAAGAAGUUAUCAUGCAGCAACUCGCAGAGCAACGUUCUCAGGCUGUGGCGUCAGGAGAGGAACCGACUGAGAUAAACCAAGAGUUCCUCGAAGCCCUGCCACCCGAAAUCCGCGAAGAACUGUUGCAGCAGGAGGCGGCAGCCCGUCGCCGUCGAGAGCGGGAGAAUGCUCGCAGGCAAGCCGCAGCAAGCGGUGCUCCUGCCCAUGCUGAAGAUAUGGAUCCGGCCAGCUUCAUCGCUACUCUCGAUCCGUCACUGCGGCAGGCCGUCCUUGCUGACCAGCCUGAGGAAAUCCUUGCAUCACUGGGUCCGGAAUUCCUUUCGGAGGCUCGCGCUCUCACCGGUCGAAGAUUGGCCCAGUUUGGCGAUGCUGGCCGCGCCGACCAGCGGCAGCGGGACGAAGAGGCGGAACAUCAAGAGACCAAAAAGCCCCAGCGCCGUCAGAUCGUCCAAAUACUCGACAAGGCCGGCGUUGCGACGUUGCUCCGCUUGAUGUUCAUGCCUCUCCAGGGCAACGCUCGCCACCAACUGAAUGACAUUCUUCAUAAUGUCUGCCAAAAUCGCCAGAACCGGGUGGAGGUUGUCAGUCUCCUGCUUUCGAUUCUCCAGGAUGGAAGUGCGGAUGUCACAGCUAUCGAGCGCAGCUUUGCACAUCUAUCCCUACGUGCUAAAACACCGGCAGCCCAGAAGACUCCCCAAUCUGCCAAGCGGACGCUCUCUUUCCAGGCGACUCCGAGUGCUAACAAUGAAGUGACACCGCUCAUGGUUGUGCAGCAGUGCCUCGGAACGCUCUCUUUCUUGACUCAGUACAACCCGCACAUUUCCUGGUUUUUCCUUACCGAACAUGAUUCUGCCUCUGCCCUCAAACUCAAGGCAUUCCGUAAGGGCAAGGCCAGGGAGAAUCGGGAAAACAAGUUCGCUCUGAAUGCACUGCUGUCGCUCUUGGACCGCAAGUUGAUCAUGGAAAGCCCGACUUGCAUGGAGCAACUGUCCAGCCUUCUUAGCGCGAUAACUCAACCCCUCACAUUACUGCUUCGGCGUGAGAAAGAGAAGCAGGAAGAAGGGAAGGGCAAGAAGCCUGAGCGACCCGGUGCAGAGGAGCCUGCGGAAGAAGUGGUUGAGUCGACAGAGGCUGGUCAAGAUACCACCAUGACGGAGGCCGCUCCCCUACAAGAAGACGCGUCUGAGUCAGUGGAACCGGCUGAAGCGGAGGUUCCAAAGCCAAGCGUUGAAGAAGAUAAGCCUAAGAGACGAACAAUGGAGCCUCCUGUUGUUCCGGAACAUAAUCUGCAGCUGGUGGUCCGCAUCUUGGCAGCCAGAGAGUGUAAUGGAAAGACUUUCCGAGACACCCUGUCUACAAUCAACAACCUUUCCGCAAUUCCAGGGGCCAAAGACAUCAUUGGAAGAGAAUUGAUCAACCAAGCGCAAGACUUGAGUGAAGCAAUUUUAACGGAUCUCGAUGAACUGUUGCCCCAUAUCCACCAAGCGCGGACCGGCACUGACUUGCAGGGUCUUGCACUUUCGAAGUUCUCUCCCGCCAGUUCCGAUCAAGCGAAAUUGCUUCGUGUCUUGACGGCACUGGACUACCUAUUUGACCCCAGCCGUCUGGAGAAGAUUAAGGGCGCGGAGCCGGCGUCUGCUCCUAAAGAGGACGUGUUGAAGACCCUGUACGAAAGCUCCACAUUCGGUCCGCUCUGGGGCAAACUGAGCGAAUGCUUGACGGUCAUUCGGCAGAAAGAGAACAUGUUGAACGUCGCUACAACCCUGCUUCCUUUGAUCGAGGCCCUUAUGGUCGUUUGCAAGAAUACCACUCUGAAGGAUGCGCCCCUCUCCCGGCGCGGCAGGGAGUAUUCUGUGUCUAGUCCGCCUCCUGACACAGAAGGCGUCAUCAACAUGGAGAAUCUGUUCUUCAAGUUUACAGAAGAUCAUCGAAAGAUCCUCAAUGAGCUCGUCCGCCAGAAUCCAAGGCUCAUGAGUGGGACAUUCUCUCUCUUAGUCAAGAAUCCCAAGGUCUUGGAAUUCGACAACAAGCGCAACUACUUCACUCGUCGUCUCCACACACGUGGUGCCGAAGCCCGACACCCUCACCCUCCUCUUCAGCUUUCCGUCCGGAGAGACCAGGUUUUCCUAGAUUCAUUCAAGUCUCUCUAUUUCAAGACGGCAGAAGAGGUCAAAUACGGCAAAUUGAAUGUCCGUUUCCACGGUGAGGAGGGUGUAGAUGCGGGAGGUGUGACUAGAGAAUGGUUCCAAGUUCUUGCUCGUGGAAUGUUCAAUCCGAACUACGCGUUGUUCAUUCCCGUCGCCUCUGAUCGGACCACUUUCCAUCCCAACCGUCUGAGUGGUGUCAACUCCGAGCAUCUGAUGUUCUUCAAGUUCAUCGGUCGCAUUAUUGGCAAGGCGUUGUACGAAGGCCGUGUUCUCGAUUGCCACUUCAGCAGAGCUGUAUACAAGCGAAUCCUCGGGAAGCCCGUGUCACUCAAGGAUAUGGAGACUCUCGACCUGGAUUACUACAAGUCUCUAGUGUGGAUGCUGGAGAACGACAUUACAGACAUCAUCACCGAAACCUUCUCCGUCGAAACGGAUGACUUUGGAGAGAAGCAGAUCAUUGACCUUAUCCCCAACGGUCGCAACAUUCCAGUCACCCAGGAGAACAAGGAAGAAUAUGUACAACGGGUGGUUGAAUAUCGCUUGGUUGGUUCCGUCAAGGAACAGCUGGACAAUUUCCUUAAAGAUCGAAAAGGUUUCCAUGAUAUUAUACCACCGGACCUCAUCUCCAUCUUCAACGAACAGGAAUUAGAACUGCUGAUUUCUGGUCUGCCUGAGAUCGAUGUGGACGACUGGAAGAACAACACGGAGUAUCACAACUACUCGCCGUCGUCCCCGCAGAUUCAGUGGUUCUGGCGUGCUGUCCGGUCUUUCGAUAAGGAAGAACGUGCCAAGUUGCUCCAAUUUGUCACGGGAACCAGCAAAGUUCCGCUCAAUGGUUUCGCAGAGCUUGAGGGCAUGAAUGGAUUUAGCAAAUUCAACAUCCAUCGUGACUACGGCAACAAAGAUCGCCUUCCCAGUUCCCACACAUGCUUCAACCAGCUUGAUCUGCCGGAAUAUGAAAGCUACGAGGAGCUUAGGUCGCGUCUAUACACUGCGAUGACAGCUGGCAGUGAAUACUUCGGGUUCGCAUGA
This is a messenger RNA of Rasamsonia emersonii CBS 393.64, 11826 nucleotides long. RefSeq names its product Ubiquitin--protein ligase. Bases 1 to 11826 code for a protein of 3941 amino acids. The record is from RefSeq and is a predicted model, not a curated record. The transcript has 8 exons. Gene Ontology annotation, biological process: positive regulation of protein catabolic process; proteasome-mediated ubiquitin-dependent protein catabolic process; protein polyubiquitination. Gene Ontology annotation, molecular function: ubiquitin-protein transferase activity. Lineage: Eukaryota; Fungi; Ascomycota; Eurotiomycetes; Eurotiales; Trichocomaceae.